AUGAUCAUGUUUAUAUUUAUGAUCUACAAGGUGUCCAUAAAGUCUCUUUACAAAUUCAAAAAUGUAUUACAGAGGCAAAUGAAAAGACAGAUAUGUGGAAAUUAUUACAAAAUGAGACGUACAUAUUUAAGUUGUUUUUGCUUAAUUUAAUACACCUCUAUAUGGGCACCAUUAUUUGCACGAAGCACAUCAAGACGGUACUCGAUUUCUUGCCAUGUUCGCUGUAGCAUACCCUCAUCAAUGGUGACAAUGGCAUCAGUGAUCCUCUGCUUUAGAUUAGUGAUGUCACCAUGUUUGCUGUAGCAUACCCUCACCAAUGGUGACAAUGGCAUCAGUGAUCCUCUGCUUUCGAUUAGUGAUGUCCCGUAUCUUUGUUUGCAAUGUGAUUAAUAACUUUGAUAACCACUGAGUACAUAGAACAAAGAUAUCUCAUCAAUUGCCUUUGUAAUACAUUUUUGAAAUUGUAAAGAGACUUUAUGGACACCCUGUAUAAUCCAACAUGUGCAAGUCAGACGUAAUUCUUGAGAUAAAAUACAAGAUGUAUCAUCCAUGUUGCAGUUCUAAGUCCCCGCAACAUCAGUAGUACAUUUAAUAUCUAUAAAUUAAGGGUUACAUUGCAAGUCAUUAAUAAGUGGCCAAAUGGUUAUCAGAAACUAAUACAAACUAUUAGGGAGCAUUCCCAAUGGUAGACUACUACACUAUAAAUAGACUUCAUAUGGCAGGGUUGCCCAAUUCCGCAUCUGGAGGACCAGAAUCCGACUCAGUUUGCAGAUUUCCCUGUUGAAACACAUCUUAAUCCACUAAUUACUAGGUUUAGUAGGUGUGUCUGGGCAGUGAAGUCUGCAGAACCGGAAUUGGGGAACCAAGUCAUACGGUCUGACAAAGCUCAGAAGCAGUAAGCCUUUUUGGGAAGCCUUUUGAUGGAGGGAAGAGGAUGGACACCAGCAGCCAGCAUCCAUCCAUGACACGGCUACAGGAGAUGCAGGGUGAGCUGGCAACGCUGGGCCCGCAGGUGGGCACCUUCAGCGGGCUGCAGAGCGACCGCGAGUACCGGCGCCUGGAGCGUGAGCUGAACCGGCUGCAGGUGGAGGUGGACCAGGUGGAGACGGAGGGCCGGCCGCAGCUGCAGCAGGCGCGCAAGCUGGUGGCUCAGGAGGUGGAAGGCCUGCUGCGGCACCUGGAGGAGAACGCCACGCACCCGUCCCGGCUGGCCAUCGAGGAGCUGAGCUGCGAGGCGCGGCGGCUGGUGGAGGAGGGCGUGGUGGCGCCCCAGCGGGCGGGAGCCGGCGAGAUCAGUGACGAGCUGGUGGAUGCCCUGCAGGAGCUGGUGCUGCGGCUGACGCAGGUGAAGACGGGCGGACGCGUGUCGCUGCGCAAGGCCCGUUACCGCGCGCUGACGCGGCUCUGCGCCGUGCAGGAGGUCGUGGAGGGACGCACGCGCCAGCUGACCCUGCCGCUGUCCGACGACACGCACACCGCCGUCCAGAGCAUUAACCAGGCGAUGGUGCGGGUGAGCGCGGUCCGCAGCCAACUGGUGGCACUGCUCAUGGGCCUGAGCAGUCGGGACAGCUGCACGCAGCUGUCACGCGUGCUCACCGAGCUGCUGGUGGAGCUGGACGCCCUGGACGUGUCGGGGAACGCCGCCGUGCGGAACUACCGUAAACAGGUGGUGGAGGAGAUCAACGCUCUGCUGAAACACCUGGACCUGGAGGGCGAGGGGGACGACACGCGCAGGUACGACCUGGCCCAGAAUGACUCCAUCCGGGAGAUCGAGGCGAUACGAGGCCGCGUCUCCCAGCUGAGGGAGGGGGUCCUGCGGCAGAACGAGGUCGGGGAGCUGGCCUUCCGGCCCAAGGCCGAGCUGCAGGGCCUGCUGACGCACCUCGACCAGGUGGACACCGCCCGCAACCCGUGCAUCCGCGAGGCGCGCCGCCGUGCCGUGCUGGAGGUGCAGGCCGUCAUCACCUUCCUGGACCUGCGGGAGGCGCUGGCUAGGCGCUGCCCCGGCCUCCAGGAGCACCCCUCCCACGGCGCCGUGUGGCAGGUUCUGACCAGCCUGUCGGAGCUGCAGGCCCAGGUUCUGGGCUUCGACGGCAAGCGGGUCGAUAAGAGUUACAUGCUACUGGAGGAGCUGCUGACGAAACAGCUGCUGGCUCUGGACGCCGUGGAUCCGCAGGGCGACGAGAUGACCAAGGUCGCCCGCAAGCAGGCGGUCAAGUUUGCCCAGAACAUCCUCAGCUACCUUGACAUGAAGACGGACGAGUGGGAAUACUGACGUGGGUUAGCCGGCAUCGGCACGGACAACGUGGCUGUAAAUAUGAGUCUGUGUGGAGUGUGUGCGAGUCCUGACCCGGAAGCCAGAGCGCGCCGCAGCAACGCGUGCGAUUCCUGACUGGUUCCUUGCAGGCCGACAAUUUUGUCAGUCAAAUUUGGCAGAUUUAAAAAAACAAAAAAACAAAAAAAAAAAAACUGUGUUACAUUGCGUGCAUCACCCACCUACACCAUUCAGUCACUAGGAGGCGAUGAGUGACCAGUUAAACCCCAGUGAGCACUUGUGGCACAAGCUCUGUGCUCACUGGUUUUGCACUCGUGUGCAUCUGUGAGCAUUAAAUCCAGCUUCUGGACUGUGCUGUCAGCGAGCCCACUAAUAGCCUCUGGGCACAGUGCAGAACCACAGCUGUCCAGCUUAUCAGAGGAACACAGCAUCAGACAGGAGUAGAGUCCCCUCCCCCUCCCCCCACCACCACAAAUGGCUAUAUUAGGGUUUUUCUCAUUCUUGGCAUUUGUGUUUAUGAAGUGUGACAGUGUGACAGCGAAGCCCUGGGUCUCAUUUGUGAUGUGGCCCUGGCGACCGGCGAUGACAGGGUGAGCGAGGCCCCCACGCUGCGGCACAGCGGGGGGGCACUUUCAUGCACACUUUAAACGCCUGAAUCUCUGUGCCUUUCUUCACCUUUAUCCUUCCAGUCCCCCCCCACACCAUGUUCGCUGAAUUUCACCCAGGCUUUAUCUGGGUCACAGUACCGCCCCCACUGAGGGUUCAUGACGUGUGGUUAUGGUCUGCAGCAGAAGUGAGCACACCCUACGGGCUUUGCACUUGUAGGCGGGCCCCCGGCAGCCCCUCUGACCCUCCCCCCCCCUAUUGACCUUUGGGGCCUUUGCUUCCUGGAGUCCAGCAGGUGGCGCUAACAGGGUACACACAAGGGCUUCCCCAAGCGCGGAGGAGACCUGGGAUUUUACGUUAUUUUAAGAUGAUCAGUGACAUUAGUUAGUGUCAUUCUCCAGCUUAUUGGUUUUCGUUACUGCUUGUGUGUGGAUGGGAAACACCUCAGGCAGCCUGGAAACAGGGAAAGUUAGUGUCCAGUGUUGAUAAGUUAUGCACUGUAGGCUGACUGGCCAACCAUGAUCUUGAAUGGGGGGGGAAAACAAAACUCCAGUACACAACAUGGCCCCCGGAGGCCUCAAUCUGAUACCGUCCAUUGAGAAGACCCCCGUAGCAAAACACCGGCAUGGCACCAUAUGAGAUGCCGUUUCCCGCCAGAAAGUGACUGAGGACGUCCAGGGCAGGCUGGGAUCCAGGGCAGGCUGGGAAGGGCCGCCAAAGCUGGGGGAGCUUCUCUGUGGUGCCAAGAGGCUGCCCUUUCCUCCCGGACAAGAAUGCGAGAGCUCUCUGUGCAAACGACGCCUCUGAAGUAUGUUCCUGUUCUGUUCUGUCUCCUUUAACUAAACCAUAUCACACUUUUAUUUAUUUUAUUUGGUAAUAAUUGAUUUGAAAUUGCACUUUUAAUGAAAGUAUUCAUGGACUAAUUCACUCACUGACGAGAAACACUCAACGUCCGCCCCCCCCCCCCCCCCCAUAGCCGUAUUCACACGGAGGCACUUUCUUGCAUUUCCAGAGCACACUUUCUGUUCUGCUGCUACUUCACACAGGAAAUAUUUCUGUUGCUGUAAAUAUUCCAGAGUAAUGUUAUAAUUUAAUGAGCUGAAGCUGGCAAGUGUCGUUUACCAAACUGAUUGUGAUGAGACUUUUGUGAUUGUGAAUCAUACAGGAAAUAAUUGUGCGAAUAGCACACUGAGUUUGUUAUUGUGCUUUGACACGAGGCUUGUUUCAUGUUUCUUUGUUUUUCCCCUUCAGCCAAAUAAACAAACCCGUAUCUUCA
Paramormyrops kingsleyae is the source of this 4157-nucleotide messenger RNA. It is a transcript of the gene bag5, whose product is annotated as BCL2 associated athanogene 5. Lineage: Eukaryota; Metazoa; Chordata; Actinopteri; Osteoglossiformes; Mormyridae. Gene Ontology annotation, cellular component: cytoplasm; cytosol; nucleus. Gene Ontology annotation, biological process: negative regulation of protein ubiquitination; regulation of inclusion body assembly; protein stabilization. Gene Ontology annotation, molecular function: adenyl-nucleotide exchange factor activity; protein-folding chaperone binding. The record is from RefSeq and is a predicted model, not a curated record.